Molecule: messenger RNA, 585 nt
Organism: Elephantulus edwardii (Cape elephant shrew)
Lineage: Eukaryota; Metazoa; Chordata; Mammalia; Macroscelidea; Macroscelididae
Gene: MIMS2
Product: family with sequence similarity 210, member B
Exons: 3
Coding region: 1-585 (194 amino acids)
Cellular component (GO): mitochondrion
Source: RefSeq, a predicted model, not a curated record
AUGGCCGGGAUGCUGUCGCUGCUGGGCCCGAUGGGCAGAGCGGGCGCCCGGGUCCGGCCUCGCGCCGUCUGGCUCCUGAGCGCCGCCUCGCCCUCCGCCCCGCCGCUCUUGACCCUGCCCCUGCUCCGGUCUGGGCCCGACACCCGGCUGCUGCGCGCGGCCCACGGGGACGGCCUCGGCCGCCAGGACCCCGGCAAACUCACGCAGGCGGCAGCCAGUGACAAGGUCAGCGGCGGCACAGAGAACAAAAAUCUAAGCAAGUCCCAGCAGCUGAAGAAGAUUUUCCAGGAAUACGGGGCCGUGGGCGUGUCCCUGCACAUCACCGUCUCCUUGGUCUCCCUGGGCUGCUUUUACGCGGUCGUCUCAAGUGGCGUGGACAUGUCCGCCCUCCUGCUCAAGCUCGGGUUUCAGGAGUCGCUGCUGCAGUCGAGGAUGGCAGCGGGCACCAGCACCUUCGUGGUGGCCUACGCGAUUCACAAGCUGUUCGCGCCCGUGAGGAUUAGCAUCACCCUGAUUUCCGUGCCCCUGAUCGUCAGAUAUUUGCGCAGAGUGGGCCUUUUCAAACCACCGCCUACAAAGCCCUGA